AUGGCUCUACAACUAUUGAAGCUCCCAUGGUGGGAAGAACUGCAAGCGUUACAGAUUCUUCAACUUCUUCUUCUCUUCAUUCCUUCUUUAUUCAUUAUAUUAAAGUUUGCUAGACAAGCCGAGAAAUCCAAUUUGCCACCAUCUCCACCAAAGCUUACCCUUAUUGGAAACCUUCACCAGCUAGGGACACUCCCUUAUCGCUCUCUUAGAGAUCUUUCUUACAAGUAUGGACCUCUCAUGUUCAUGCAAUUGGGCUCUUCACGAACUCUUGUAGUUUCCUCUGCUGAGAUUCUUGAAGAGAUCACAAAGUCUAGAGAUAUUGUGUUUUCAAAUAGGACCAGAAUGGCUGCCGGUGAGAAGCUCUUCUAUGGCUGGAGCGACUUGGCGUUUGCACCCUACAGUGAGUAUUGGAGACAGGUGAGGAAGUUUUGUGUACUUGAGCUCUUGAGUGUUAAGAGGGUACAGUCAUUUAAGUUUGAUAGAGAAGAAGUAGUUGGUAUCAUGAUUGAGAAGAUAAAUCAUUCAUCACAAAUUGAAAACCCAGUUAAUAUAUCUGAUUUGCUACUCAUUACAUCCAAUAACUUGAUCUCACGAAUUGCUUUGGGUGGGAAAUACCAUGGAGAAGACAACAACGAGAGCAAAGUAUGGGCAGAGGAGACUAAGAACCCUGGUAGGGAUAUCCCAAUUGGUCUUGUAGGAUCCAUGACAAUCACCACAUUUGCUUACUGCUUAAUGGCAGCCACACUUUGCCUAAUGCAACCCUAUGAUCAGAUUGACCCUGAUGCUCCAUUCUCUAUAGCUUUCAAGGCCACAGGAAUGGAUUGGGCUAAGUACAUUGUUGCACUUGGGGCCUUAAAGGGUAUGACAAGCGUUUUAUUAGUCAGUGCAAUGGGUCAAGCAAGGUACCUUACUCACAUUGCUAGGACACAUAUGGCCCCUCCUUGUUUGGGUUAUGUCAAUGAGAAGUUUGGGACACCCAUUAAUGCCACAAUUGUAAUGCUUGUUGCCACUGCUGUCAUUGCUCUGUUCACUGACCUUAAUAUCCUUGCCAACCUCCUCUCUAUCUCAACUCUAUUCAUCUUCAUGCUUGUUGCGAUCGCUCUCCUCAUCCGGAGGUACUACGUGAGCGGUAUAAGCUCAUUGAGACACCAAAUCUUCUUUAUCACAUUCAUUCUAGUUAUUCUUGCAUCAUCUGCUGCAAUUGCAGUAUGCUGGGCAAUAGAAGUGGCAAGUUGGAUACCAUUUCUACUUACAUUGAUUGUGUGGUUCCUUUCGACACUUGGACUAAGGUUGUUUGUUCCACAAGCUCGGAAUCCAAAGCUAUGGGGUGUUCCCCUAGUACCCUGGUUGCCAUCGGCAUCGAUUGCUAUCAACAUCUUCCUUUUAGGCUCCAUCGACGCGAAGUCAUACAUGCGGUUUGCAGUAUGGACUGGUGGCCUCUUGGUGUACUAUUUGUUCUUUGGGCUCCAUGCUUCAUAUGAUGCAGCAAGGGAGUCAAGUGACAAGAGGGCAGAGGCUGCUAAACAACUGCAAAAGAUGGAAGAGGGAUCGACGAAUUCUCAAAUGGGGGCAGACAUGAAUACAUGUGGUUAGAUUUGUGGAAAUAUGAUUUGGUUUUGUAAAAUCUUAUUGUAAUCGAAGUUGUCAAAGAGGAAAUUGUAAACUAACUCUUUUUUGUCCUUUUUGUAAA
Messenger RNA from Macadamia integrifolia, 1690 nucleotides. Its product is annotated as cationic amino acid transporter 1-like. The transcript has 2 exons. Gene Ontology annotation, biological process: amino acid transport; transmembrane transport. Bases 1 to 1593 code for a protein of 530 amino acids. Gene Ontology annotation, cellular component: plasma membrane. Lineage: Eukaryota; Viridiplantae; Streptophyta; Magnoliopsida; Proteales; Proteaceae. The record is from RefSeq and is a predicted model, not a curated record. Gene Ontology annotation, molecular function: L-glutamate transmembrane transporter activity; monooxygenase activity; L-lysine transmembrane transporter activity.